GUAAACUUUGUUGUGGGAUACUAUGACCUUGUCAACAAUAAUACUGAAAUGUAUAUGAAAGACGUGACUUCGUUAUAUAAUAAAUUUAUUUCUAGGGAUGCCCCUCAGGAGCUUAACUUAACUUCAAAAACUCUAAAUCACACUACUAGUGGCUACCAAUACUUACCUCAAGACACCCACAAAAUAACAACAUCUCUGUUUUCAGAAAUCUUUCGACCAGCUUACGAUGAAAUAAUUACCCUCUUGACACAAAACUUUUUUAAGGACUUCAUUGCAACCCCAACCGUCGUUAACUUACUCAAUCAAAGAGGAAAACAUAAAUCUGUAGUGGAGUAUUUUGAAACUAAAAAGCGACCACAAUCCAGUAUACCUCAAGAAUCUGCGUCUUCAAGUCCUGGCUUGGGUAAUACGACAACGUUUUUUAUCAAGCAAUAAACUUGUGAGAGAACA
This is a messenger RNA of Zophobas morio, 450 nucleotides long. RefSeq lists its product as uncharacterized. The transcript is spliced from 4 exons. The record is from RefSeq and is a predicted model, not a curated record. The coding region runs from base 49 to 435 and encodes 128 amino acids. Lineage: Eukaryota; Metazoa; Arthropoda; Insecta; Coleoptera; Tenebrionidae.